Moesziomyces antarcticus is the source of this 1254-nucleotide messenger RNA. RefSeq names its product translocation protein. NCBI's taxonomy places the organism in Eukaryota, Fungi, Basidiomycota, Ustilaginomycetes, Ustilaginales, Ustilaginaceae. The record is from RefSeq and is a predicted model, not a curated record. Bases 1 to 1254 code for a protein of 417 amino acids. Gene Ontology annotation, cellular component: endoplasmic reticulum membrane; endoplasmic reticulum. The transcript has a single exon. Gene Ontology annotation, biological process: post-translational protein targeting to membrane, translocation.
AUGACCAAGGCCCGUCGUCGAAACCUCCGAGCUGCCUCGGCGCCACCGCUCGCCAUUCGACGCGACUCGACCGCCUCUCGCAAUGCUGCCAAGCCGGCGCACCAUCGCGAGUCAAUCGAUCUUGGUCGCUCCCAUCGCGAGCCCGAGUUUUGCUCUAAUGGCGCGGCCCACUUGGAGCGAGAUGCUGCUGCUGCUGCUGCCCAGGACCAGAUUGAUCUCGACUCGUUUAUUGACCUGGCCCGCCAUUCUGCCCCUCCCCAACCGCACACCCAAUCUGCAUCCUCUGCACGCCCUACGCUCCUCUCGGACAAUCAUAACGACGACGAUGCGGCGGUGACGUACGUCUCGCAGGAGCAACAAUCCAGCGCACCCGCACCCGCGCGCAACGUGGUCAACUUCCUGCGCAACAAGUCGGGCAUCAAGACGCGCGUAGGUGCGCUCAACGGCAAGCGCGUCGACUACUUCAAGGGCUCGGCCGCCGUCAAGGCGCUGCUCUCGCCCGCCUACGCCAAGCUCAAGGACGUGCCCAAGGUGACAUCCAAGGAGGAGGCAGAGGAGUGUCUGCACAACAUCAUCCCCUUUGCAUUCUUCCUCCGUGUCGACCGCGGCGCCAGCACGGGCGGCAAGGACUCGCCCAAGGUCGUCGAGAUCAACCAGCAGCAGCUCUUCAAGAGCGAGCUCCACUACGUCUGGCUCUUUGAAGGCUCGCAGCUCGGCCUCAAGCUCGCCGGUGUCGGAAUGGUCGCAGUCAUGCUUGCUGGUGUCAUGUUCCCGCUCUGGCCCACCUCGAUGCGCCUCGGCGUUUGGUACCUUUCGGUGGCAGCACUCGGGCUUAUCGGCCUCUUCUUCGCCAUCGCCAUCGUCAGGCUCAUCUUUUGGCUCAUCACCAUCGUCGUCGCCAAGCCGGGCAUCUGGAUCUUCCCCAACCUGUUUGAGGAUGUCGGAUUCGUCGACUCGUUCAUCCCCUUCUGGGCGUGGGAUGUGCCGCCGGCGCCCAAGAAGAAGAAGGCUGCGGGCGACAAGAAGAAGCUCGCCGGGUCGGGUGGAUCGAGCGGUGCGAGGCAGCAGGCGCUCUCGGGACUCGGAGGUGCUGCACCCACCGCGCCACCACAGCAGCCAAAGCCUCCCCAGCAGGCGGCCCAGUCGGCACCAGCCACCUCCAACGGCAAUGCCCAGGCUAACGGCGGCGUCCAGAACCAGUCCAGCGGCAGCGGCGGCCCUGGCGCAUCCGACAGCCUCGACGAUAUCAACUAG